AAUAUGUACCUUUGUCCAUCUUCUUGCGCAUGCGUCAUGUAGCGUACCAGAUGGCCCAAUCAGCUAUUUUAACACACGCCAAAAAACUGAAUGUGAUUUCCAGAAGAUGGCGACCGCUCUAGUGGCGUCAACUUCAGUUCCUGCAAAUCCUGAAAAGGAGAAAUGUGAAACAACAGUUCAGAAGGUUGUGAAUCCUGAAGCAUACAUCAAGCACCCACUACAAAACAAAUGGGCUCUGUGGUUUUUCAAGAAUGACAAAAGCAAAACGUGGCAAGCCAACCUUCGUCUCAUCUCCAAAUUUGACACAGUGGAAGACUUCUGGGCAUUAUACAAUCACAUUCAACUAUCAAGUAACUUAAUGUCUGGCUGUGACUAUUCGCUGUUUAAGGAUGGAAUUGAGCCCAUGUGGGAGGACGAAAGGAACCGACGAGGUGGACGCUGGCUGAUAACUCUGUCCAAACAGCAGCGCAAAUCAGACCUGGACCGUUUCUGGUUGGAGACACUCUUGUGUCUUGUGGGUGAAGCUUUCGAUGACUACAGUGACGAUGUGUGUGGAGCCGUCAUCAACGUCAGAGCCAAAGGAGACAAAAUAGCUAUAUGGACCACAGACUAUGAAAACAAAGAGGCCAUCACACACAUAGGGCGUGUGUAUAAAGAGAGAUUAGGUGUUCCGCCAAAAGUGAUCAUUGGAUAUCAGUCACAUGCUGACACAGCCACAAAGAGUGGCUCCACAACCAAGAACAAGUUUGUUGCCUGAGGACCGUUAACCAAGAAUCAUCAACUGUGCUUCUUUCUGUUGCCAGCAUAGAUUUUCUGUAAUUUUUUCAUGAAUGUAACCGACAUGUUUGUCCACCAACAAAGAUUUGAAGUGGAGAUAAAAUUGCUUCCUUUUUGUAUGCCUACUUGUUGCCACUUUACCAAAGCUUUUGUUUAUGGUGAGAGUAUGUGCAGUUAAAAUGUAGCACACAUUUGAGAACUUUGAUAUAUUUUUUUUUUCUUUUGGUGGUGGGCUGAAGAUAAGUAAAAUAUGUUUUGAUGACCAGUUUUCAUUUUCAAAUGCAUCUGCAUAUUUGUGGUGAAUUUUUGGUUUAUCCAGCCCUUGGUGUAUAUCACUUAUUUUUGUUAAAGUACUUAACAUUAAAGGCAAAAACAACAUUUAAAAAAAAUCUACUUUGGUAUAAACUGUAGCUUUUUGUUAGAACUGUACUUGCUACUCAGUCUGUUUACAGUCUAAAGGUAUGGAUUUAUUGUACAUUUUGUUGCACAUUCAAAAUUUUAACUGUACAUUGGGUUUUAACCUACACCCUGAACAAAACUAACAUUGAUGGGAAAUUUAUUUGAAUUCAUCCUGUUUUCAUAGAAAUACAAGAAAAGUCACAGACAUCUUUGUACAGUUGUUAUGACUUGACAUAUUUAAAAGUCACUUCAAGCAGGACAUCUGCAUUUGAAUUCUUCAGUUUCUUGUCAAACAGCUUGUAGAGAAUGUAGACUGUUAAAAUUGAAAUAUUCACUGUUUUGGAGAGUGGAAAAAGUUUUUUUGGUGCUUGUGGUGCUUCAUAAUUUGACUUUUUUGCAACUGCAGUGAAUUACAAAUUCCACAUCAAGAUUCACCAGGAAGCAUAGGCAAUCCUGUGGUACCACAGAUUUAUCACUUGAGGAAAUACUGUAUAUAAGUGCUAUAAGUGCUAGCAUUCAUACCUGUCCUGCUAGCAUACUUUUAUACUACUCAGAGAAAUAUGUGGAAAUACUGAUGUCACAGCACAGAAAGAUGUCAUAGCAACAGCAUUUUGCACCACGAUAUGUCUGUAAUUAGAAGGCUAUUUUCCAAAUAUACAUACUGUAUUUAUUAACACACAAGCCAUAUGAUAGUGUCAAGUGUUUAGUUUGACAGUUAACCUUUUUUUAAGAGUUUUGAUGGUUUACUGCUUUGAUAAAGUUUACAUUGUGUAAUUAUUUCCAUUCCAGAUUUUGUUUCGUAUGUGACAGAAGCAAAAAAGAGUACUUGUUUGGAGGGACUGAACUGUGCCUUGAAUGUAACACCUGCUGCAUAUUUUUGAGCAGUAAAUGUACAAAAGAUGUGAUGUAAAUAAACACGUACAGUGGACUGUGUUGAGAA
Molecule: messenger RNA, 2116 nt
Organism: Lates calcarifer (barramundi perch)
Lineage: Eukaryota; Metazoa; Chordata; Actinopteri; Centropomidae
Product: eukaryotic translation initiation factor 4E-1A-like
Exons: 7
Coding region: 107-757 (216 amino acids)
Biological process (GO): translational initiation
Cellular component (GO): eukaryotic translation initiation factor 4F complex; cytoplasm
Molecular function (GO): RNA 7-methylguanosine cap binding; translation initiation factor activity
Source: RefSeq, a predicted model, not a curated record